AUGUUAGCAUCUAGAAGAUCUCUUCAGCCCGUCCACUCUUUUGGACUUGUCCUUGUGAAAUUGCAGAUAUCAAGACAAUCUUCGGAAUCCUCUGUCUCGCUCGACAGUGACUCAGAUAUCACUCUCGACCAUUGUCGCACUCCCCGGCCAUUGCUUUUGGACAGAAACUCGGUCUCAAGCAAAAAUCUACUAGCCAUUCAAUCCGACGGGGAGACCGAGUUCGCACUUCCAUCACCGAUCAUAUGCCCCGACGUCGAGACAGUUGAAAUCAACAACCCGAUUGACAUUUCCGAAGAACCAGUGCAAAUCGAAAGCAAUGAAGAACCCAUGAUAACCACCGAUAUGCCUCUCUCGGAAAUACUGGAACACCUAGGAAGUCACGGUUGCAACGACGUCACGUCGGAAUUGGACGAAUCCAAGUGCAGUCAAUAUGCAUUAUCCCAUGGUGGAUUCGGAGAUGUUUUUCGUGGGGCACUGCGAAACGGAACUCGAGUUGGAAUCAAGUGUUUAAAGAUUCAGCUCGAUUCUUCUGGCGAGAGGGAGAAACAUCUCAAGCAAGCGGCCAGGGAGCUCUACGUCUGGUCUAAAUGCGAACAUCCAAAUGUUCUUCCCUUGAUUGGAAUGGCUCUGUUUGGGGAAAAAUUCGCCAUGGUCUCUCCCUGGAUGGAAAACGGCACUCUGACUCGUUUAUUUCUCAACAUCCUGAAGUUGACCGAUACGAAAUGGUACGAACAAAGAGACCAGCCAGCUACUCGAUAUUAG
This is a messenger RNA of Rhizoctonia solani, 762 nucleotides long. Its product is annotated as Tyrosine kinase specific for activated. Bases 1 to 762 code for a protein of 253 amino acids. The record is from RefSeq and is a predicted model, not a curated record. The transcript has 7 exons. Lineage: Eukaryota; Fungi; Basidiomycota; Agaricomycetes; Cantharellales; Ceratobasidiaceae. Gene Ontology annotation, molecular function: protein kinase activity; ATP binding. Gene Ontology annotation, biological process: protein phosphorylation.